AUGCCGGUUGGAAGCUAUUUUGCAGUUAAGCCCUGGUUAAAGCACCAACUACUGGAACGUAUUGUACGCACCUCGGCAUUUUCACUGUAUGGUAUUGUAACCAAAAUACUUCGCCAACCUCAAAACAUCAAAACAUCAAAUAUCUGCGCAGAUGAUCCUCAACAGCAUUCCAACCUUCCGGUGCAACGCUCGAUUCAUAUCCGGCCACCUCCCCUGAGGUACCUAGUGGUGUUGGGUUCUCCUGUGUUCUCUUCCUCGCGCUCCAUGGCCGGCUCCCGUCCCCGUAAUGACUCACUGUCAGGCAAAUUAUGGGCCUCUUCCUCGCCUGCAGCUGGCGGCGACGAGGAGACAUCCUCCUUGCUGGGAACUGGUUUGACUACUCGACAUCUUGAGGCUUUUACCCGCAAAGUCUCUACCACCGCUAGCCAUCUCAUCGGCCCAAAACAAGACACUCCCAGCGGAGCACACUAUCAUUCUGCGGUCAAUGAUAUCCACAAGGAGCUGCGACGCCCGUCCACGCAACGGAGAAUGUUUUCUCUCGCCCAGACCACUCCGACAGACCUCGUCCGAUCCAAACUAUCUACCUCCGAAAUCCAAAAUCGCGCUAUUUCUGCUCUUCCAGAUGAACUGUUAGUGAAUAUUCCGGAGGGCACGAGCUCAUACUCCUUGUUCCAGGGAUUUCAGGCCUCCAUGCCAGAAGAUGAACACGAGCACAGGAAAUCACACCGGAGGCGAAGCUCACGUGCGCAUAAAUUAUUGGAUAGUGCGGGAUCGGUUGCGGGGACAUUACCACCUACUAUCUCUUCAUUAAAGAAGGACCGGGAUACGUUCAGUCGAAGACUGGAAAUGAUGGGGAUAAGGAAAAACAUGUGUAGCGCGGAAAUUCACGAAAUAGAUAACAAGAUUGCGAAUUUGCACAGUAUGCGGAAAAUUGUGUUGGACCGUCUAGCGCGGCUUGAGAUGGAUGAGGCGGAUUUGGAACAUGACUUGGUUCAAUUAGAUAACAAACUUGAGGAUAUGGAGGAGGAAGCAGCAACGUCCCCGGACACGCCGAAGACGAAUGAUGCUACAGACCCCUCAGUCGCAUCCGACACACAAGCCAUGGAUGCGUCUUUUAUGUCGAAGUCAAUCUAUGAGAAACUCCCAUCUCCCAAGACCUGGAAAAACAAAUCAUUCAGUCAGUUCAUUUCACCCACCCCGCUCCGCCAUUCUCAAAUCAAUAUUGAUAAAAAAGUUGUAGGAAAGAGAUCUAUGCCCGUUCUCCACGAACAUUUCGAGCCGGGCUCCCUAAUGAAAGAAAUAGAAGCACAUAAUGACAUGAUAUCUGCGAUCGAUUUUGACGUCCCCUUUGGAACAAUGGUCAGCGCCGCGUUAGAUGACACAGUCCAAGUCUGGGAUCUAAAUUUGGGCCGAUCUAUGGGAUUCUUAGAAGGUCACCAUGCCUCCGUGCGUUGCUUGCAGGUCGACGAUAACCUCGUCGCCACGGGGUCCAUGGACGCAUCGAUCCGGCUAUGGGAUCUCAGCCGAGCAAAAUAUAUCCCCCGGGAUAAUCGCAUUGGCAAAGAGGGCACUGACGACCAGGAGGAUAACGACGAUGGGCUUGACUACGAAAACCCGGCCGCUGCACCUCUACCACCCUCUCCCCGCAGCAUGGAAGAGUGCCACUUGUUCUCAUUAGAAGCGCAUGUCGACGAGGAUAUGGAGGAGGAAGCAGCAACGUCCCCGGACACGCCGAAGACGAAUGAUGCUACAGACCCCUCAGUCGCAUCCGACACACAAGCCAUGGAUGCGUCUUUUAUGUCGAAGUCAAUCUAUGAGAAACUCCCAUCUCCCAAGACCUGGAAAAACAAAUCAUUCAGAAAGAGAUCUAUGCCCGUUCUCCACGAACAUUUCGAGCCGGGCUCCCUAAUGAAAGAAAUAGAAGCACAUAAUGACAUGAUAUCUGCGAUCGAUUUUGACGUCCCCUUUGGAACAAUGGUCAGCGCCGCGUUAGAUGACACAGUCCAAGUCUGGGAUCUAAAUUUGGGCCGAUCUAUGGGAUUCUUAGAAGGUCACCAUGCCUCCGUGCGUUGCUUGCAGGUCGACGAUAACCUCGUCGCCACGGGGUCCAUGGACGCAUCGAUCCGGCUAUGGGAUCUCAGCCGAGCAAAAUAUAUCCCCCGGGAUAAUCGCAUUGGCAAAGAGGGCACUGACGACCAGGAGGAUAACGACGAUGGGCUUGACUACGAAAACCCGGCCGCUGCACCUCUACCACCCUCUCCCCGCAGCAUGGAAGAGUGCCACUUGUUCUCAUUAGAAGCGCAUGUCGACGAGGUUACAGCCCUGCAUUUCCGCGGCAACACACUCAUAUCAGGAUCAGCGGAUAAAACACUACGACAGUGGGAUUUGGUAAAGGGCCGCUGCGUCCAGACACUCGAUGUACUCUGGGCUGCAGCACAGGCACAAGCGUUGUCCUCCAAUGAUAACCCGUGGCGACCGACUGGUCGGUUGCCGGAUACUUCAGCGGAUUUUGUCGGUGCUGUGCAAUGUUUCGACGCGGCAUUGGCAUGCGGGACGGCGGACGGAAUGGUUCGACUGUGGGAUUUACGCAGUGGACAGGUCCACCGCAACCUCGUGGGCCACACGGGGCCUGUAACAUGUCUACAGUUUGACGAUGUGCAUUUGGUUACUGGGAGUAUGGAUCGGAGUAUACGGAUCUGGGAUCUACGAACUGGCUCCAUACAUGACGCGUACGCAUACGACCAUUCCGUAACCAGCAUGAUGUUCGACACGCGCCGCAUCGUGGCCGCCGCAGGCGAAGACGUGGUAAAAGUCUACGACAAGACGGAAGGGCGGCACUGGAACUGCGGCGCAGGAGUGACUGCCGAGGAAGAAGGCAGGACGGCGUCGAUUGUCCAGCGCGUGCGGAUCAAGGAUGGGUACCUGGUUGAGGGCCGGAAGGAUGGAGCGGUUGGGAUCUGGACCUGCUGA
Molecule: messenger RNA, 2970 nt
Organism: Paracoccidioides lutzii Pb01
Exons: 6
Coding region: 1-2970 (989 amino acids)
Molecular function (GO): protein binding
Source: RefSeq, a predicted model, not a curated record